Messenger RNA from Nezara viridula (southern green stink bug), 6744 nucleotides. The record is from the annotation of a GenBank genome assembly. Lineage: Eukaryota; Metazoa; Arthropoda; Insecta; Hemiptera; Pentatomidae.
AUGGGAGUUGAGAGUUUAGUGGGGACGACACUCUGGAAAUCACGAACCCUGCUGGAGAAAUGCCUCAUCCUCUCCGUGGUCACACUUCUCUUGAUCGUCUUCAUCUUGGCACUCGCCCUCACGGCUACUGGCCGCCACUAUCCCUCCCAAUCAAUAUUCCCUCCACUGAUACCGGAAAAGCAAGUGUGCCUGACAGAAACUUGUGUUAAGACUGCAGCAAAUCUAAUAUCGUCGAUAGACAGGUCAGUUGACCCAUGCGAGGAUUUCUACAAUUUUGCCUGUGGUAAUUGGAUAAAGGAGAAUCCCAUUCCUGAUGGCAAAUCAAUGUGGGGAACAUUUGUCAAGCUGGACCAACAGAAUCAGCUAGUUGUCAAGAAUGCCCUUGAAAAACCUUUCAAUGAACUAAAAUCCAAGUCUGAAAAGAAAGCCAAAUUAUACUACAUGUCAUGUAUGGACGCAAAUGAGACAAUAGAAGCUCUUGGUGCUAAACCAAUGUUGGAUUUGCUAAAAGAAGUUGGAGGUUGGAGUAUUGCAGGACCAUUUAAUAUUGAAAACUGGAAUCUUCAACAAUCAUUGCAGAUUCUACAAAACAAAUACAACAUGGGAGGACUUUUUUCUUGGGCAGUUCAAGAAGAUGACAGAAAUUCUAGUAUACAUAUAAUCCAGGUUGAUCAAGCUGGUUUGACAUUGCCUACCAGGGACACUUACCUUAAUAAAACGGCAAAUGAAAAAAUCCUUCAUGCUUAUCUUGACUACAUGACUGAUAUUGGUGUUUUGCUUGGUGGUGAAAGAAAUAGGACAAGAGGACUAAUGCAGGCUGUGAUAGAUUUUGAAACUCGUUUAGCAGAAAUCACUAUACCAGCAGAAGAAAGAAGAGAUGAAGAAAAAAUGUACAAUCUGAUGGCUGUGGCAGAAUUACAGGAAAUAGCACCCUUUAUAUCAUGGAUAGAUUAUUUUAGUGAUGCAUUGAGAAUUGUUCAAAAGAAAAUAACUGAUAAAGAAAAGAUUGUUGUCUAUGCCCCGAAAUAUCUUGCUAACUUAACUACAGUAAUAGAGCAGUACAAAAAUACAACAGAAGGCAAAAUAACUCUGAAUAAUUAUCUAAUAUGGCAGAUGGUAAGAAGUUUGACUGGUUGCUUGUCCCGACCAUUCAGAGAUGCUUACAAAGGAUUAAGGAAAGCACUUGUUGGAACUGAAGGAGGGGAAGAGUCGUGGAGAUAUUGUGUGACAGACACCAACAAUGUUCUAGGGUUCGCUGUGGGUGCUGUUUAUGUGAGAGAAGCGUUUCAAGGCAAAUCAAAAAUAAUGGCAGAACAAAUGAUAAAUAGGGUACGGACUGCAUUUAAAGAGAACUUAAAAGAACUGACAUGGAUGGAUGAAGAAACACGCUUAUUAGCUGAAAGUAAAGCAGAUGCAAUCAGUGAUAUGAUAGGUUUUCCUGACUAUAUUCUGGAUCCAAAACGAUUGGAUGAAAAAUAUGGAGACCUGGAUGUCAGUGAAGACCAGUACUUUCAAAAUAAUAUAAAUGCCAAUAAAUAUAAUUUGAAACAGAAUUUAAGAAAAUUAGGUCAAUCUGUUAAUAGAACAAGAUGGAAUAUGACCCCUCCAACUGUCAAUGCAUACUAUACUCCAAAUCGAAAUCAGAUUGCUUUCCCAGCUGGAAUACUGCAAGCACCUUUUUAUGAUAUCAAUCAUCAGCAGGCUCUCAAUUUCGGUGCUAUGGGUGUAGUUAUGGGCCAUGAACUGACACAUGCAUUUGAUGACCAAGGACGUGAGUAUGAUAAAUAUGGAAAUAUGCAUCAAUGGUGGAAUAAUAAAACGAUUGAAAGGUUCAAAAAACAAACAGAAUGUGUUGUGAAGCAGUAUUCUAGUUAUGAGAUUAAUAACAAGCAUUUAAAUGGAAAGCAAACUUUAGGGGAAAAUAUAGCUGACAAUGGAGGAUUAAAGGCAGCUUAUAGAGCUUACUUAGAUUGGGUAGAUAAGAACAAAGAAGAAAUACCCCUGCCGGCACUUAACCUAACUCAUAAACAACUUUUCUUCCUUAGUUUUGCUCAGGUUUGGUGUUCAGCAAGCACUGAUGAAGCAACAAACUUACAAGUUGAAAAGGAUACACACGCAACACCUAAAUAUAGAGUAAUUGGUUCAUUAUCAAAUCUUCCUGAAUUUGCAGAAAAUUUUAACUGUCCACUUGGCUCUAAGAUGAAUCCUAAAGAUAAGUGUGUGGUUUGGUAAUUAUGGAAAGAACUAUUAUUACAACCAGAAAGAAAAGUGAUUUUAAGUGUACAAAAAAAAAAAAAAAAAACUUAAGGUAUUAAAUGUACAAACAGAAACUGUUGUGAAUAGUGGUGAUAUGAAAUUUAUAUUUUUACCUGCAUCAUUUUUAUAGUUUAAAUUUCUCAUUGUAUUUUGUAAACAUAGCUGUCAUAAUGCUAUUGGCGCUUGGGAUCUCAUAGUGUUGUAUACCAAAUGUAUUUUUAUUUCUCUCUUUUUUUUGUUGUACAUACCAAAAUUUUAAUGAAUAUUCCUUAAAAAUUUUGUAAUUAGCCAAUUUUUAGAAUUUUUUAACUCACAAGUACAAGCAUAUAUGAACUACUAAACAGUUGAAAAUGUAAAUCAUAUAUUACUUGGGAAUAUUGCUAAAUAUAAUUAAAAUGAAGUGCAUGCAAGAGGUUUUCCUCCUUGAAAAGUCAUUGUGAUCACUAGACAAUUUUUGGAGAGCUUCUAAAACAGUGCAGGCCCCCCUGUUUGUGUAACUGUUAAACAGUUACUGUUUGUGUUAAACAGACAAUUUUACCUACAUAGGUUGGCUAUAUACAAAUUCAACAACUAAAUGUACACCCAGACCCAAGUACUAUGGGGCUCACCCUACUAUGCUUAGCUGUUCCAGCAUCUUCAAAUUGUUCUAGGUUCUUUAAAAAAAUAUUAAAUAAUCUGUUGAUGGGCAGAUAAAUUAUUCUUUCGUUUUCACUUAAUUUCAAAAGAAUUUUUCUUGUAUUUUGCAUGUUUUGAUAAAUUAAUAUUACAAACCUGAUCAUCUAGGGUUUCAUAAAUGUAAAUUUUGACCACUGACGGAUCCAGGAAUUUUUAAAGGAGGGGGACGAACCAUUCCUUAUUUAAACUUUUUUUUUAUUUAUUGAGCUCUGCUAUCAUUCCUUUAAAUAUUUCCCUCUACUUAUGGGACACCCUGUAUAUGGGUUUAGACAUGUAAAAAACAAAAUUGCUAACACAGGUCACUAAGAGAAAACUUUUAACAGCCAAAAAAUCCAGAUUUAUCUGAUCUUUUUGUUUUUUCAUGUAUUACUACUAAACAGUGCAUCAAAGCGAAAAACUUUUUUAAGAAAUUAAAGAAUGGAAAAUUGUAUGUCGAACGAGUAUCUAAACUUAAUUAUUCGAUUAAGUGAUAUGGUCGAUAGCCACAGUCAAUGAACACUAAUUUUUACCAACAUUGUCAAAAUCUGAGACAUAUUACUAUAAAUGGCUCUGCAGCUUGGAAAUGAGUUCUCUAAGAAAAAAAAAUCAGAAUAAUUUCCGAUUCCGAUCGUAAUCAGAUUCCGAACAAAUCGGAGACCAAAUAAUUAGUACCUUCCUUCAUGAAAACGUUUCAAACAGCAGCUAUUUUAAGAAAAGAACAACACUUUCUUAUCAGCAAUAUACAAAUUAUUACCGUGACCAGUUUUAUGAAUUGCACGGAUUCUGCAAGAAGAUCUAUUGGAACUGAAUUAAAACUGGGUCCGGGAGAAAAAACGUUUUCUUGUGCUCGAAUAAAAGUUUGUUCAAAAGAAUAAAUAAAGAUCAUUUUUUUAAAAUUAAUUUUCUUUUUUUUUCAUGUAUGGUUUUCAGUUUGGAAUCAGUAGGAACAAACUGCGACAGGAGCACAUGCCUUCACAUAUCACAGCGGUCCAAAACCUACAUCACUUCACCCUACGAGCCAACUUUUGCUCUUACAUUCUAUUUUUUGUUUCACAAAAUCUCGCAGUGUGCCAAAGGCCGGGUACAAGUUGAUCCUCAGCCUGUGGAGGUGACGUGAUAUGAGAAAAAGGCGAGAAUAAUAAAAAUGGUCAAGAUAAUAAUUUUUUAAAAUAUUGUAUUAGAAAAUUCGUCUAUGAGGAUGAAUUCUCCCUAUAUUCCUCUUUUCUUUAAAUAGCUGAUUUUUGGAACUUUUUCGGAAUUUUUUGUCCACCAUCCAAGAGGAGGGUCACCUCUUUAUAAAAUUCGCUAGUGCUGGUCAUAAGAAUAUUUUUUUUAUAUAUAUUACAUUAGAAAAUUCGUCUAUGAGGAUGAAUUUGCUCUAUUUUUCUCUUUUCAUUAAAGAGCGGCUUAAAAUACUUGUUUUUGAAAGGAAGGACCUUUGGAAGAUAUUUGGCCCAGUUAAGGAGAAUGAUGAAUGGAGAACUUAUACAAAGAGCUGGAAGUGGCCAAAUAUAUUCAGAUAGCAAGGCAGAGAUGGGAGGGCCAAGUUGUACAGAUGGACAAGACCUAAAUCCCAAAGAAGCUGCUGAGCAUGGAGUGGGUGGAAACAGAAAAGUGGGCAGACCGAAACUGAAAUGGAAAGAUGGAGUAUGUGCUGAUGCCAGAAUCCUUGAAAUCAGGAACUGGUGGAGGCUGCUCAGGACAGAGUACAUAAAGAAAAACUCUUGAGGCAGCCAAGAUCCAGUAAUGGAUUGUCGAGCUCAGGGUGAUGGUGAUCACAUUAGGAAAUUCAUUUUAAAGGUUGAUUUUUUCCUAUAUUUCUCUAUUAUUUAAAUAACUGUUUUUUCAGAAUUAUUUUUCCAUCAUUCAGAGGGGGACGCCCCCUAGCAGAAUUAUCUAAUGCUGCUCACGAUAAUACUUUUUUUUUUAGGUUACAUUAGGAAAUUCGUCUAAGAGGAUGAAUAUUCUUUAUAUUUCUCUUUUAUUAAAAUAGCUGUUUAUUGGAUUUUUUUUCCUAGCUUCCAGGUGGGGUCUGCACCCCCCUGCUGGAUCCAGUAGUGAUUUUGACUAAAUUUAUACUAAUAAACGAAUAAUGUUGAGACAAUGUUUAUAAUAAUGUUGGUAACUAUUUUCUUCCUCUUGAAAGUUCAAUAAAGCACUUUUUUUCUUCUUUUUUUUAUACUAUCUAGUCAAAACUAACCUUUAGCAUAAAAUUUUAUUUUAUAUAAAAUUAACUGAAGGAACAUUUGAGUUGCAUUAUUUUUUAUCAAUAUGUUAAGAAGGAGCGUAGAUGUACCUUUUUCAUACAGGAUUUCCAUUUAACAGCUUGAAAUCAAUGAAUUGGAAUAAUAUUAACAUAGGCAUCAUGUAAAACUAACUUAUAUUAGUUAUUGGUAACAAAUUAGGUGAAAAUAUCUGUCUUUCAGAAAAUAAAAAAUAAAUUCAUUGAUAGUAUCAUUGUGAUAGCAUUCAUAUAAUUGAUGAAACUGAAAUUGUAAAUUUAUUCAAAUAGAAAUGGCAAUUUUUCAUCAUUGACACAGGAAUAUAGGCACUACUUUUUAACAAAAUUACAGUUAAACUAUCAGUCAUGUGUCAAAGUAUCUGUUCAUAAAUAAAAUCGGAUAAGUGUACAUCACUUUUUAUUUAAAAAUAUGACUAAACUCAUUUGAUAGACAUUCAUUUAUAACAUAAUUCCAUAAAAACAAAUACAGAGAUUUUCCUUUUUUUUUUUCUUUAUAUUUUUUCAUGAAAAGUUUUUUGUUACAUGGAAGAAAUAUUCAGUUAGUUUCACAUGGUGCUACUAAUUUUUUAAUCUUGUGUUAGUUUGGAAUUUUUCAAGAUAAUAAAUAAGGCUGUUUAAACUUGAUCCCUGUUUUGAAUAAUCUGAUUAUUACAAUAUUGCUGUAUUUAUUUUCAUUAAUUUCAUUUCGUUGUGAUUAAAAUUUAUUAAAUCAGGUUUGAAACUGAUGGGUCCAAUAUUUUAUAAUAAAUUUCAAAAUGAAUACAGUUUAUAAAAUUUUGAAUUUGAUUCAUUUAGUUGGAAAAAAAAAACAACUGUAAUAUUUAGAAUCCUUAAAAAGGACUUAAACAUCAACUGAGUUCCUAAACAAUUAUUUUUAAGUUUUUGUUGUUAUUAAUACUUAGGAAAAGUUGUAUUAAUGCAACUGUACACCAGAAAUUGUUGUUAUUUUAUUUUUAUUGAAAAUGGAAUCUGAUGUUUGAAAUGCCUCUUUCUCCUUACUUUUAUUUUGUCAACUGUAAAUAGUCAAAAGUGUAAAAAUAAACUUAGGGUGCUAAGAACAAUUUUUUAGUUUAUAGCUGAUUUGAAAUUAUUUGUAAAGUAUGCUUAGUAAAUAAGAAUAGGAUAACUAAUUAAGUUUAUGCUAAUGUGCAGUGUGAAAAUGCAUUAAAUGCUAACAGCAACAUUAUUAAUGAUUUAUGACAACAUAUUUUGUCAUCAUGAGCUUUAGUGUGUUACUUUGUUUAAAUAUUUUACACUACAUUUAUAAAUUAUUCGUUUGAUGUAAGCUAUGUAAACCAUUGUGUAUCAUUUAAAGUUUUUAUGACUAAAUGUUUAAUGUUUAUUUUUGUGAUCAUAAAUCAAGUUAUAUAAUAAGUUAUAGUCAUUCUAGUGUUAUGAUGUUAUCUGUGAUACUCUUCAGCAUGUCAGUGUAUUAGAACUGUUAGUUAUAUGACUUAAAAAUUAAAAAUGUUAACCAAUAUUGUUUUAAUUAUUAUUUUCUUGUGUUUUUGUAAAAAAUAUUAAAUGUUAUGAAAUAAAAAUAUCAGAAUCAAAUAAUUUUAUUCAUGAAACUGCUAAAAUGAAAAGGUUUU